Messenger RNA from Naegleria gruberi, 2463 nucleotides. RefSeq lists its product as uncharacterized. Gene Ontology annotation, molecular function: kinesin binding. Gene Ontology annotation, biological process: non-motile cilium assembly; intraciliary transport. Gene Ontology annotation, cellular component: centriole; non-motile cilium; ciliary base. Bases 1 to 2463 code for a protein of 820 amino acids. The record is from RefSeq and is a predicted model, not a curated record. NCBI's taxonomy places the organism in Eukaryota, Heterolobosea, Eutetramitea, Acrasida, Naegleriidae. The transcript has a single exon.
AUGAGUUACAUGGACCAUGGAGGUUAUCACCAACAAGAAGAGGAUUUGUAUAGCUUUGGAGAUGAUGGUAUGGAAGAUGAUAUGAUGCAAGGAAAUGCAUUCUUUGGAGGAAAUCCAUUUUCAAAUUACGGGUUUAAUUCUACUGAAACAUUGAUGAACGAUUUUGGAGAAUCUAAUAUGGCACCAGGUACAAGAGGUGGACCAACAAGACCACUUGUUUCUGGAAAUCCUUGGGGAGGCGUUCCUGGAACUGCUUCUAGAGGUGCUUUCGGAACAGCCUCGGCAGUAGGUGCUGGAGAAGAAGUACAACAAAGACCAAUGACUUCUAUUAAUGCUGCUGGUUUUUCUUCCAAAAAGAAGGAUCCACUUUCUGAAAAUUUUGUUGGUGGGAGAGGAAGAGCUCCUGCCCUUCAAAAGAAGAGUGAAAUCAGUGAUGAGGAUGCUGCAGCAGAAAUGGAAUUGGGGGUUCAUAGAUCAGUCGAAGAAAGUGCUCUUUUGUGCCAGAAUAAGGAUUUUGCUUUGGCUUUAGAUAAAGCUAAGGAAGCAGAAAAGAGAGAAAAAGCACUUUUAAGAUUUAGAGAGGAGAAACAGAUAAAUCAAGAACAAAAUGUGGAACUUUCAUAUGUAGUACAAUUCAACUUAGCCCGAGUAUACCAAUUAAACGGAAUGUAUACAGAGUCUUUGGAAACUUAUGAGGCUAUUGUUAGGAAUAAGGCCACAUUUGAACAUGCAGGAAGACUUAGAGUGAACAUGGGUAAUAUUUAUUUUGAAAAAGGAGAUUACCCUCUCGCGAUCAAAAUGUACAGAAUGGCUCUGGAUCAAAUUACAAACGAUUACAAGACCAUCAGAAAUAAGAUUAGAAAAAAUAUUGGAGUUUCCUUAAUUAAAUUGGGACAAUACUCUGAUGCUAUCAGCAACUUUGAGGAAGUUAUCGAAAAUAAUAAUAACGAUAUUGAUGCUGCAUUCAAUCUUGUGGUUUGCCAUUUCAGUACUGGUAAUAAGAAGGAAAUGAGAAAGGCUUUCCUCAGAUUGUUGAAUGUUAAUAUUCCUGGUUUGCCAGCUGAUGAAGAUUUGGAUGAUGAACAUAAUUCCCUGAUUAAUGAUGCAUUAAGAGAUUAUUUAAAGGAUCACCAAAGAAAGCAAUUCGAUUUCAUUCUUAAGAGUGCUAAACUUAUUGCUGAACUAAUUGAAGACGACUGGGAGAAGGGUUAUGAUUUCGUUAUUGAACAACUCAAAUCUUAUGAAUUGAAGAGAGAAAAGUGUAAUAUUGUGAGUGAAGUUGAAAUGACAAAGGCCUUAACAUACAUGAAACACAAGCAAUUCUCCAAGGCUAUUGAAGCCCUCAAGUCAUUCGAAAAGAAGGAUAGAAAACUUCAAGCUAGAUCAGCAACCAAUCUCUCAUUCUUAUAUCUUCUUGAAGGAGAUAUGAAGAAUGCUGAAAAAUAUGCUUCAACAGCUGUAGAAUCUGACAAAUACAAUGCCAACGCCUUGGUUAACAGAGGUAACUGUCACUACUUAAACAAGGAAUUGAGAGAAGCCAAAGAAUACUAUCAAAGAGCUCUUGAAUGUGAAUCUGACUGUGUCCAAGCAAUCUACAAUCUUGGUAUUGUAACUAGAGAUUUGAGGGAAUAUGAGGAAUCAUUGGCUUGUUUCAGAAAAGUACAUUCUAUGAUUCCUGAAAAUAUUGAAGUCAUUUAUCAACUUGCAAGUGUACAUUCAAAGAUGGGAGACAAUAUCACAGCAAUUGAAUGGUUUAAUGUGCUGAUAACUCUUGUUCCAACAGAUCCAGGAGUUUUAUAUGAUUUGGGUACAAUUUAUGCCAAAGAAAAUGAUGAAAGUCAAUCAUUCAAUUAUUAUUUGGAAUCUUACAAGAAUUACCCAAUUAACCUUGAUGUUAUCUCAUGGCUGGGCUUCUACUUUGUCAAAAAUGAUAUUUAUGAGAAGGCUUUGGCAUAUUUCGAAAGAGCUUCUGAAAUUCAACCAAAUAAGUCUGAUUGGCAGUUGAUGGUAGCCAGUUGUCAUAGAAGAAUUGGUAAUUUACAACAGGCCAAGAAAUGCUAUGAAAGAAUUCAUAAUAAGGAUCCUGAAAAUUAUGAAUGUGUACAAUAUUUAGAACAAAUCUGUAGAGAUCUCAAUUUAAGAAAGGAGGAAAGAAUGUAUGCUGAGAAGAAGGCAAAAUUAAAGAAUAGAAUGAAGGAAAAGCAAGAAGAGCAAGAAAGGCUUAAAGAGGAAUCAAAGGAAAAUACUAAGGAAGAGCAUGACAAAUUGCAUCAAGAGCUUAAAAACCAUGAAAAGACAAUUGACAUGGUGAUUGCUGCCAACAAAUCACCAACAGCUAAAUCUAAACCUCAACCAACAUUUGAUAUUGAAAAUGAUACAAAUGUAAAUGAUCGUAAAAUUGAGAAUGAGGAUGACAUGCUUAAUGUUGAUGCUGAUGAUUACAUAGAUAGUCUCUAUAAUUAA